ACAUACACAGGCCCAGAUGAUGUUGCGGGGUCGAGCAAUGUGUGACUUUAGCCCUGGGAACAAGUAUACCUCCUCCAAGUCGAUGUUUUUAAGUGUUACUCAGCUAAAUUUUGCCGAAAAGCGGAGUGCAAUCCAAGAAUUAUGGCUACUGAAACGGUUUAUAAACGGGCUCCUAUUAGAGGAGAAAAUCCAGAUAAUUCCUCAAAAAUUGAUGAGUCACCACCUGAUGACCAGCCGGGUAAAACGACCAGAUCUUUCAUUAUUCUUGCUCUGAUAUUCUUCUCAGCAUUAGGUUUUAUGACGUUUGUUUACUACAGUUUCCCACAACUGGAUCCAGAUGAGGUCCAGUACAUCAAACUGCCAAGAGAUAUUGAAGAUGCCAAAGCACUAGGAAGAGUCUUAUCUCGCUAUAGUAAAACGUACUACGUCACUGUCUUAGUGGCAUUCUUCAUAACUUAUAUAUUUUUACAGACAUUUGCAAUUCCAGGCUCCAUCUUUCUCAGCAUUCUGUCUGGGUUCUUGUUCCCAUUCCCUCUUGCAUUACUCCUGGUUUGUUUGUGUUCAGCCAUUGGAGCGUCUAAUUGUUAUUUAAUAUCCUACCUCGUCGGUGUACGCCUUGUUAUGAAGUAUAUACCAGAGAAAGUAGAGAGUUGGUCUAAAACGGUCGCCAAACAGCAAGAGCAUCUGCUGAACUAUAUUAUUUUUCUACGAAUCACGCCGUUUCUGCCUAAUUGGUUCAUCAAUAUUACCUCACCAGUCCUCAAAGUUCCCAUUACACCAUUCUUCAUUGGGACAUUCUUAGGAGUAGCUCCCCCGUCAUUUGUAGCAAUUCAAGCCGGAACUACUUUAUAUGACUUGAGUCACUAUGGAGACACUGUAUCAUGGACUUCAGUUAUUGUUUUAGCCGUACUAGCUAUUGUGUCUAUACUACCCGUUAUAUUGAAAAAUAGAUUGGGUAAGAAAUUUGAGUAAUAAUUAACCUCUGAUUAUGUCUAUAGCACCCGUUUCAGACAGGCGCUCUACAGUCACGCCAAACCAAAUUCUGAAUUGAGCACAUGAAAAGUUUGACGUCUGAAAUAGUUAAGAGUGACUGGACGUGCUAGAAGUCGAAAGAUCGACAGUUGCAGUCGUUCGGAAUGACUCUGAAGCGCCUUGGUUUCAGACGUCGAUCUUGU
Messenger RNA from Asterias rubens (European starfish), 1175 nucleotides. RefSeq names its product transmembrane protein 41B-like. Gene Ontology annotation, cellular component: endoplasmic reticulum membrane. The record is from RefSeq and is a predicted model, not a curated record. NCBI's taxonomy places the organism in Eukaryota, Metazoa, Echinodermata, Asteroidea, Forcipulatida, Asteriidae. Bases 142 to 972 code for a protein of 276 amino acids. The transcript has 7 exons.